GUCAAUUGAGAGUAGAUUUAAAUUAUUCUCUGGAAUUGGGAAAUAAUUAUUCUACCCCGCGUUAUGAAAUUAAAAAUCUAAAUUCAUUAGCGAAUAUUGAAAAAGCCUUAAAAUACGAAAUUAACAAGCACCAAGCAUUAUUUUCGCAAGGGCAAAAACCCCCAACCAGUCAAACACUCGGAUUUGACGAGGCUCAACAAAUUACUAUUGCCCACCGAGAAAAAAACCGAUUACUACUAUUUGCCAGAA
Messenger RNA from Racocetra persica, 249 nucleotides. The record is from the annotation of a GenBank genome assembly. NCBI's taxonomy places the organism in Eukaryota, Fungi, Glomeromycota, Glomeromycetes, Diversisporales, Gigasporaceae.